ACAUCUCUUUACUGAAUGGUGCUCUGCAGUCAGUCAACAUCCCUGUGACAUCUGCCAGGAUCAACAUGUGGGCAGCAAAACUCCUACUUUUUUCUCUACUCAUCUUCUGCACAGAGAGCAAGAUAAGAAAACGUAACAACCUGCAUGAUUAUACAAAGACUUCAGACAUCACUUUAAUAAGAAUCAACAAGGAGCUUAAGAUGAAAACAAAACUGUUCAACACCACAGAGAAUUGUGCCAAAAGAUGCAGUCGGAAUAAAGGGCUAGCCUUUACUUGCAAGGCGUUUGCUUUUGAUAAAAGCAUAAAGAGAUGCCACUGGUUCUCUUUCAAUAGCUUGUCAACAGGAAUAAAGAAGAAACUAGAUCAUGCAUUUGAUCUUUUCGAAAAGAAAGAUUAUGUCCGUGAUUGUAUUAAUGGAAAAGGCAGUAAUUACAAGGGUUUAUGGAAUACAACAAAGAGCGGAUUGGCAUGCCAGUCAUGGAAUUCAAUGAUCCCUCAUGAACACAGCUUUUUGCAUUCGAGCUACCAAAGCAAAGACCUCAAUGAAAACUAUUGUCGAAAUCCUAAAGGAGAAGAAGGAGGGCCUUGGUGUUUUACUAAAAACCCAAAAGUUCGUCAUGAAGUAUGUAAUAUACCAUCAUGCUCAGCAGUGGAAUGUGUGACCUGUAAUGGUGAACACUACAGAGGACCAAUGGAUUACACAGAGUCAGGAAAAGAAUGUCAGCGAUGGGAUUUGCAAAGGCCACAUAAGCACAAGUUUCGCCCAGAGCGAUAUCCUAACAAGGGUCUGAAUGAUAAUUACUGCCGCAACCCUGAUGGCAAGGCGAGACCAUGGUGUUACACGCUUGACCCUGACACCCCAUGGGAGUUUUGUGCAAUUAAACCCUGUGCACACAGUAUCAUCGACCCCACUAAUAUUACAGCGGAUUGUGUAAAGAGUCAAGGAGAAGGCUAUCGGGGAACAGUAAGAACAACAUACAAUGGCAUUGUGUGUCAGCGGUGGAACUCCCAGUUUCCACAUCAGCAUAAUUUUACUCCAGAAAACUAUAAAUGCAAGGAUCUGAGUGAAAAUUACUGCAGAAAUCCGGAUGGUUCAGAGUACCCUUGGUGUUUCACAACAGAUCCAAAUGUUCGUAUUGGUCACUGUUCCCAAAUACCAAAAUGUGAAGUCUCUAAUCAUCAAGAGUGCUACUAUGGCAAUGGCAUCACCUACAGAGGGACUGUAUCUAGUACUCGAUUCAGGCUUCCUUGUGCCAUGUGGGAGAAAAAUAUGGUUGACGUACGAAGACAUACCUUUCGGGAGCCAGAUGUUUCCAUACUUGAAAGAAAUUACUGCAGAAAUCCAGACAACGAUGCUCAUGGACCCUGGUGUUAUACUGACAAUCCUCUAAUACCCUGGGAUUAUUGUCAGAUUUCUAGAUGUGAAGGAGACACAACUAGUAUUAUGGCAAAUAUAGACAAUCCAGGGUCAUGUGCUUCUACCAAGACACUGAGAGUUGUAAAUGGAAGUCCAGCACAAGGCAAGAAUGGAUGGAUGGUCAGUCUAAGACAUAGGAAUGGACAUAAAUGUGGAGGAUCUCUUGUAAAGGAGAAAUGGGUUCUUACAGCAAGUCAGUGUUUCCUCUCUGGAGAUGUCGACCUAAAAGAUUAUGAAGCAUGGGUUGGAAUCCACAAUAUCUAUAGCAGGACACAGAAACAUAAGCAAGUUUUCAAUAUUUCACAGCUAGUCCAUGGGCCUAAAGGAUCACAUCUUGUUCUUUUAAAACUUUCCAGAUCAGCAGAGGUUAAUGAAUAUGUUUCACAAAUCAAAUUGCCAAAUUAUGGAUGUACAAUUCCAGACAAAACAGUAUGUGCUGUAUAUGGAUGGGGACACACAGGAACAAACAAUUAUGACGGCCAGCUUCAUCAUGGAAAAAUGGUUAUUGUAGGAAAUGAAAAAUGUAACGAAUAUCACAAGGGGAGGAUUACAGUCAAUGAAUCUGAAAUUUGUGCUAUUAAUGAAACUGCCAACAUUGCACCCUGCGAGCGUGAUUAUGGUGGUCCCCUUGUCUGUGCGGAAAACAAGACAGAUAUGGUACAAGGCGUAAUUAUACCAGGACGUGGUUGUGCUUCCCAAAACAGACCAGUCAUCUUUGUCAGAGUGGCUUACUAUGCAAAAUGGAUACACAAGAUUAUCUUAACUUACAAAUCUCCAUAGAUUAUGAUGCAAAUAAUUGUGAUUCUCUAAGCUUUACUUGAUAAUCAAGUUGUGCUUGUUGUUCUUUACCAUUAAUUUAUUGUCAUGUUCUCUUAAUGCUGAGAUGUUUGAUUGACGUGGUGACAAAUUUCCUGAGUAUACUUGAACAACCUUUUAUAUGUACAGUAGGAAGUAAAAUAGUUACACAGACUUUCAUGCUGCUCUGAUGGAUAGUUUUACUGAAUGGCCUAAUAUGUAACACUAGGUGACAUUCCUUUAAUUAUUUUUACUCCAGUAGCAGACACAUUAUAUCCGCUACAGUAGUAGAUUGUUCUAUGCAACUCAAAAUGAUACUCCAGGCGGUCUACUCACCCUCAAAAUUACACUUACCUACAUGGCACAAUUCUGAAAACCCCAUCAUCUACUUGGAGACUUUUGCUGCAGCCUGUUGGCAACCUUCGUUACUGAGUGGCAGUUAUAAUAGAUGGAAUUGACCUGAGAAAUAUGCACAGCUCACAACUAUCUCUAGUAAUUAUAUUUUAGGACUAAAGUUCAAUAAGAAAGAGUUAACAAUGACAUUGGGUUAUAUUCUUGAAAUAACCCACUCUUUCUCUCUCUCUCUCUUUAUAUAUAUAUAUAUAUAUAUCUAUAUAUAUAUAUAUAUAUACAUAUAUAUAUAUAAUUUUUAUUGAUCAAUAUCAGAUCUGCGUGGGUCUGACACCUGGCACCUCCACUGGUGAGCUGGUUGAAGGAAAGACCGCAGCCUUCCCUUCAUUGUUUACCUGAUCUCCAUCGACAUUGAAGCAAUGAACAAGUGUGAUUACUAGAAACCAUCCCAUUCACUUCAAUGGUACAGCUUGUUUGUAUACAAGUGUAUAUUUCACCUGUGUCGGCGGCGAGCAGGCGGAAAAAUGAAUGGAAGGUAAUAGUUAUAUAGUAAUACUUAUACUGUACGGUAAAUGGUCCACCCCAUUUAUGGCUUUUAGCAUGGUGGUUUAUGAUAAUUCCUAAAUUUAGUAACUGUAUGUUAAAAUCAAUGAUUUUUUCUCUCAAAAAUGUCAUGGCAUCUUGGAUUAAACGUAUCAAAUACCCCGGUGGGUAUACAUGCUAGUGAAUUUUCCUACCAGUCAGUUGACCUGAGAGUUGGGAAAUAAGUUGAAAACUAAUGAAAUUUCUUCAAGAUUUCUAAACAGGUCCUUCUGAUUUUGAUCACUACUGGGCAAUUCAUACUUACCGUAUUUUUUUGCUUUAUAAGACGCACUUUUCCCCCCCAAAAGUGGGGGGGAAAUUGCAGUGUGUCUUAUAAAGCGAAUGGUGCAUUUUUAUACGGCUGACACUGAUACAUGACUGACUGCUAUGCUGAAUAGCGUGGCCUGCGAUGUAUCAGUAAGCUGGGUGGUUGGAGGAGCCGGAGGCCGGCAACUGCUGUUGCACUCGCAGCGGGACCCGAUGCAGUCACAGUACUCCAUUACACCAUUCCCCGCUCACAGCAGUCUUUACAUUUAAAGUCUGUUUAUUCAAUCCUUAACCAGUGGCUCUGGUUUGUUAAACUAGCGUAAUCUUCUGUAGUAGUACUCACUACUG
Bufo gargarizans (Asiatic toad) is the source of this 3761-nucleotide messenger RNA. It is a transcript of the gene HGF, whose product is annotated as hepatocyte growth factor. Gene Ontology annotation, biological process: positive regulation of protein phosphorylation; proteolysis; hepatocyte growth factor receptor signaling pathway. NCBI's taxonomy places the organism in Eukaryota, Metazoa, Chordata, Amphibia, Anura, Bufonidae. The coding region runs from base 66 to 2198 and encodes 710 amino acids. The transcript has 18 exons. Gene Ontology annotation, molecular function: serine-type endopeptidase activity; signaling receptor binding. The record is from RefSeq and is a predicted model, not a curated record.